UGUCCCGCGCGCUCAAAACAGACGCAGCGCGCACUCCGAGCUGCAACACGCGGAGCGGAGCUUGUCUCUGCCUCUUGAGUCUGCAAAACAAGACAAAGACCUCGCCGGAUAAGAUUAACAGCAGACAACAUCUGUGUGCAUCAUGAAGUUUGCGGCUUUGGUCUGCUUGGUUGUUUUCCUCGCUGCGGAUGGAGAUUCCAUACCAGUUGAGCAGGACAGCCGAAGAGAGGAUCUGCUUACCCGGUGUUUAGUUCAGAUCCUUUCAAAGGUGCUCUACAAGACUGAGGAUAAUCCAGUGCAUCCAGAAUGCAAAAACAUCCUUACACCAGGAUCAGGUCAUUCCACAGUUGUGAAAAAUCAGGAAGAUGCUCAAGAGGAGCUGAAAAAACCAAGAGGAGAAUCUAAAGUCAAGGAGGAGGAACUCAUUGAGGAUCUUCUCAAACCUAACAAACGCGAAGAUCUGGAUGACGAACGGAGCCAGGAAGAGUUCCCCAAUUUUAUGAAGAGAAAAUUCAAAGAAAAACGUGAGGAAGUGGAUGAUGAACGGAGCCAGGAAGAGUUUCCUAGUUUUAUGAAGAGGAGAACCAAAGAAAAACGUGAGGAACAUGACGAUGAACGGAGCCAGGAAGAGUUCCCAAGUUUCUAUAAAAGAGGCUACAAGCAUAAAAGAGAAGAUUAUGAUGAUGAGAGAAGCCAAGAGGAAUUUCCUCAGAAAAGACAUUUUUCCAUCCUUUACAAGCGUGAUAACCCCGAUGAGGAGCGCAGCCAGGAGGAAUUCCCUCCAUACGAGUAUAAAAGAAGUCAUCUUCUGGCCAGCAGAGAAAAACGUGAAGAACCAGACUAUGAUAGAAGCCAAGAAGACUUUCCAAGUUACACCCACAAAAGAAACUACGGGGAUGGAGAAGAAGAGGACGAGGAGAGUGAGGAGAGAGAAAAGCGGAUCUGGAAGCCAUCACAUAGAUACCACCACAAGAAAAAGCACCACAAACGCAGUGAGAACGAGGGUUUUGAAGAACCAGACUAUGACAGAAGUCAAGAAGACUUUCCAAGCUACACCAACAAAAGAAACUACGGGGACGGAGAAGAAGAGGACGAGGAGAGUGAGGAGAGGGAAAAGCGGAUCUGGAAGCCAUCACAUAGAUACCACCACAAGAAAAAGCACCACAAACGAAGUGAGAACGAGGGUUUUGAAGAACCAGACUAUGACAGAAGUCAAGAAGAAUUCCCAAGCUACACCAACAAAAGGAGCUAUGGAAAUGGCAGGCACCAAAAACAAAUCAAGGAUUUGCUGAACGAGCAAUCUGAGGACAUGAACUCUCCGGAAAUGAGGUCUGAGGAAUCCGAAGAGGUAGACGAGGAUAUUGCAAAACGAUACUGGAAACCCACUCAUAGAUACCACCAUAAGAAGCAUCCCCACAAGCGUGGCGACUCCAUAGAGCUCGAGAAUGAGGAUGAACCCAUCUUAGAGAAGACUCCCAGUCUCCAUGAGUCAAUAGACAAGGCCAUCAAGCUCCGUUCACCUGAAGAGGAGGAAAAGGAAAUUGUCCAUGAGGUUAACGAAAAUGAGCUGAAGCAAGGACAGGAGGCUGCAUUGAGGUACCUAACGAAGAAAAAGAACGAGUUAGAGGAACGUCUACUUAACAAAGGUGAGGUCUAUGAGAAACGCUCCCCAUGGAUUAACAGAGGAUACUACCAUCCAGCCUGGUACAAAAGAAGCCACAAGGUGGGUGAAAGCACUGAACACCCCAACCUCAAACUAGAAGACGUCGCAGAGACCCUCCGGUACAAAAGGGGCCUGCCUUCUCAGGAGUCGUCAUCAGGGGAGGAAAAGGAUGUCUCCCAACAGAAGCUUUUCACACCAAAGGAGUUAACCGAACUUGAGAAGCUGGCCUCUGUGGAUCAACAGAUGAAAGACACAACUUAACCAUUCCAAGAACCAGCUGAAACAUCAUCUUCCUCUGCUGCCUGAUUUGACUUUACCUCAGCUUUAUGUGUGCUCACUUGGGCUGCUUUAUAUGUUGUACCCAUUUACAACUGCAUAAGACUUUUGUUAUUGGCGCAAGUCGGUGUAUAUUUAAUGUGAGAGUCUGAGUCUAUAAAAAGCAAAACUAGCUUGAUAAUGUCGUGAAUUAUUUUCCUCUUUAUUACAUAAUCUAAAAUAACAAAGACAAAUGCCCAUGUACUAUUGACUGCAUUUAAGAGCAUGCUACGUUAAAGAUGCUGCACGUGUUUAAAAAUUCCUGCCUUCAAUAGAACCCCUGCAUUGUUUGUAUUUAAUAAAAUAUGUAACUAUGGGACCAA
Molecule: messenger RNA, 2301 nt
Organism: Pimephales promelas (fathead minnow)
Lineage: Eukaryota; Metazoa; Chordata; Actinopteri; Cypriniformes; Leuciscidae
Gene: chgb
Product: chromogranin B
Cellular component (GO): secretory granule
Source: RefSeq, a predicted model, not a curated record